Procambarus clarkii (red swamp crayfish) is the source of this 1827-nucleotide messenger RNA. Its product is annotated as pirin. The record is from RefSeq and is a predicted model, not a curated record. NCBI's taxonomy places the organism in Eukaryota, Metazoa, Arthropoda, Malacostraca, Decapoda, Cambaridae.
GUGAUCUCUUAGGAGGCGGGAAGGUGUACGGGUUGACUUAGUAAUUAGUGAUCGAGCAGUGAGAGGUGUGUGAGUGAGCUGCCAGCACCCAGGAGGACGGAUUUCUCCUCUUCGCUACAUGUCUUAACUCUUCUAUACAUCACUUGCUUUACCCCCACCAUCAUUCAGUGGUUCGUCAACUGUGGUAUAUUCACGGCACCUCAGCAAACUGUGGCAUCCAGCAUAGGAACAACAGAGUAAGGAGCAGCAUAUUAAUUGGGAGCACCCUCAGUGUCAACGAAGGACACACAGCACCAUUGGGUAACACGCGGGCAUAAUAUAAUCCGUCCAUAUUAAGAAAACAGAAAAUAUCAAAAGUGGAUUGCCCGCGGCAGCAGGAAUUAAGAGGUCAGAACGCGUAAGCAGAAGCAGAAGCGUCUGAGGCUGCAGGAAUUAAGAGGUCAGAACUCUUAAGCAGAGGGCCAGUGAUGCAGCGAGGCGUGGUGCAGAAGGUGCUGUCGGUGGAGCAGGCAGAGGGUCGUGGAGCCCGGGUCAGACGAAGCAUUGGAAGGAAGGAGCUACGACGCCUGGAUCCCUUCCUUCUGCUGGAUGAGUUUCGGGUUCGACAACCCGCAGGAUUUCCUGAUCACCCACACAGGGGAUUUGAGACAGUCACCUAUAUGCUAAAGGGCAGCUUCCACCAUCAAGACUUCUGCGGUCACUCCGGUGUGAUAAGGAAGGGAGAUCUGCAGUGGAUGACGGCGGGUCGAGGCGUGGUACACUCGGAGAUGCCAGCUUCUGACGGGGAUAACAUUGGCCUCCAACUCUGGAUUAACCUACCGGCCUCUCAGAAAAUGAUAGAACCAGUCUACCAGGAGCUGCUGGCCUCACAGGUACCAUCGGCGACCUCUGGUGGAACUACAGUGAAAGUGAUCGCUGGAGAGAGCAUGGGCGUGGAGUCUCCGGUCAGGACUCGUACACCUGUCUACUACCUGGACUUCCAGCAGGAACCUGGAGCAAAGUUCACCCAGGAGGUACCAAGGGACUGGAACGCCUUCAUCUACGUGCUUACGGGGACUAUCAGUGUUGUGGUAGACGAGGAAGAGAGUGAGAGUGGCCCCCACCACACCCUGGUCCUCAGUCAGGGAGACUCCGUCAAGGUCUGCAACACUGGACCGGACACCGCCCACUUUGUCCUUAUUGCUGGACAGCCCAUCGGGGAGCCGGUGGUGCAGGACGGUCCCUUCGUUAUGAACACCCGCGAGGAGAUCCGUCAGACCCUGCAGGACUACAGCGACGCCAAGAACGGCUUCGAGAACGCCCGCAACUGGAAGUCUGCCUAGACCCAAUGCUCGUUGUAGUGUAUCUUCGACGAUCUGCCUCCGACGACCUGGCUCCGACGACCUGGCUUCGACGAUCUGCCUCCGACGACCUGGCUUCGACGACGUGUCUCACGUGAUCUGGUGAUGACGAUCUGUCGACGGGGACCAGAAAUGAGGCAACAGGAAACAGCAAUGGUCGCUCUGGAACCACCUUCCUCCUGACCGUUCUAAUUUGUCACGCAGGCGUUCGUAUGGCUAUGUGGUAAAUAUAAUAAGGUAAUUAUCAGCAGUAUGCACUAAGCCAGUUUGAAUAUAGCACUUGGAAGGUAGACUAGAAAAAAAAAAAGAGUUCAUGUAUACAACAUACAUUUCAGUGCGUGUUCACUAUUAAAUACACCUUUGGAUGUUCAUUAUAUACUCUGUGAUGUUUGAAAUUGUUCGUUUGUUUUGGUUACCUAACAUAUGUACAGGUCACCGCCCGCACCGACUUUCCUCCGGUAGAAUCGGAAUUAAAUCAUGACCGCAA